Messenger RNA from Blastocystis hominis, 1610 nucleotides. RefSeq lists its product as hypothetical. The record is from RefSeq and is a predicted model, not a curated record. The transcript is spliced from 2 exons. The coding region runs from base 1 to 1593 and encodes 530 amino acids. Gene Ontology annotation, molecular function: metallodipeptidase activity. Gene Ontology annotation, biological process: proteolysis. NCBI's taxonomy places the organism in Eukaryota, Bigyra, Opalinata, Blastocystidae. Gene Ontology annotation, cellular component: cytosol.
AUGGCUGUGUGUUUGUUUGCUGAAACGUGGAAAUGGGGAACAUUCUCUUAUUUUUUCUUUGUGUCAUGUUCGCAGCCGAGUUCGUACUACCUGCACUUCGUCACCUCUAGCUAUUUGAACGAGAUUUAUGCGCAGCUCCCCGAGCCUAAAUCGGUUUGGGAAUACUUCCUCAAGGUGACCCAGAUUCCUCGUGGAUCGAACCAGGAGGGAGAGAACUGGCGCCACAAGCAGAUUCUCGCGUUUCUGAAGAAGACCGCCGAGGAUCUUGGCUAUGAAACCUAUGUGGAUAAGGGCGACAAUCUGAUCGUCCGCAAGCCCGCCUAUCCAGGUUGUGAGAACAAGCAGACGGUGUGCCUCCAGUGCCAUAUGGAUAUGGUCUGCCAGGCAGAUGACGAAAUUGACAUCGAUUUCACCAAAGAUCCUAUUAUUCCGCGCAUUGACGGCAAGUAUCUGAAGGCCACGCACACCUCUCUGGGUGCUGACGAUGGCAUCGGUAUUGCCACCUGCUUCGCUGUCCUCGCUGACAAGACCAUCAAGCACGGUCCCUUGGAAAUCCUCGUCACGCGCGACGAGGAGACCGGUCUGUACGGCGCCAGCGAUCUGGAGCCGGGCAUUCUGAAGGCCACGACGCUCAUCAACGUGGACAACGAAGACGAGAACGCGAUCUGCAUCGGCUGCGCGGGCGGCUUCAACGUGGAGCUCCGCCUCCCCACGGUGCGUCAGAUCGAAGAAGGCUUCGUCUCGCGCGAGCUGGUACUGAACAACUUCGUGGGCGGUCACUCUGGCUGCGACAUCCACCUCGGCCGCGCCAAUCCGAUGCACGUGCUCGGCCGCCUCCUCGCGGCGCUCCCCGACGCGGACUCCUACCGCGUGCUCUCUCUGGAGUGCGGCACUGCGCACAACGCGAUCCCUCGCAAGUGCGUGGCGCGCCUGGCCGUCCGCGCCGCGGCGGUCGACGCCGUGGAGACGCAGCUGCGCGCGGCGUUCGCGGCGUUCGCGCACGAGUACGCGCUCAUCGAGCCGACGGCGAGCUUCGCGCUGCAGGCGGUGGAGGACGCGCGGCCGCCGUGCGACAAGCAGUCGACUCAGCGGCUGGUAGGGUUCCUGAACGCGUGCCCGUUCGGGCCGCAGCGAUUCUCGCCGGUGGUGGAGGGCCUCGUGGAGACGUCGAUGACGUGCGCGAUCGGCACGACGGAGGAUCUGGACUGCCUGAAGUUCACGGUGUCGGUGCGGUCGUCGUCGAAGUCGCAGAUCGACUUCAUGUAUCGAAAGCUGGAGUGCCUCUGCGCCAUGGCGGGGAUGGCCAUCUCUCAGCGCAUCGGAGAGUACCCGGGAUGGGACCCCGAUCCCGAGUCGAAGGUCACCAAGGUGAUGGAGAAGAUUUACGCGGAGCUCUAUGGAAAGCAGCCAUGGGUCUAUGCGUGCCAUGCCGGACUCGAGUGCGGACUGAUUAUGCAGAAGUACCCGGGAAUGGACUGCACGUCCGUCGGACCCGAAGUCAACUUCCCGCAUUCCCCCGAUGAACGAUGCCUGAUCUCUUCGGUCCCGCCCUUCAUGGAGGUCAUCCGAAGAACGCUGGAGGAGUUGGAGUAAGGCACUCGCGCUAUGUG